UUUUGUAAGAGAGACGGCAUCGACUGUAUAACGCUAUCCAAUAGAUGCAGGUUUGUAUUCAAGUUAACGUUGUAACUUGCCAGAGAGUAUCUACCACUAAUAGUUUGUGUCUUUGUCGGAUGUAAGGUAAAUUAGACGGACAAAAUCGUUUUAUAAAACAAUUGGAUAAUAGUUUGUAUAGUUUUAGCAAAUUUCAACAGAUCAGCAUGAAAAGGAGGUGUUUGUGACUUUUACAAGCAUUUUCAGGUGAAAUAGAAUAUGCUGCCUAAUAACCCAGAUUAAAGAAGCCACAAAAUGCUGUGUGGAGCAGUGACAAUAGCAAUUGUAAUUUCCGUAACUGUUUUAUUUCCUGGAAGUACAUAUACAAAAUCAGCAAGACACAAUUUAACAUACGAGCUUCAUUAUAAUGUAACGACGAGGGCUACAGAAAUAAUAAUUCAGAAUGAAGAUGUGACACAAGUUUUAGACAAGGAACCUGGAAGUUUAUACAAUGUAACAGACAAUAUGCUAGGAAGAGACAGAAAUGAUCGGACAACCUGGUCAGACGAUGCUGACAAGCUUAAUGAUACAACAAUUGAACCGCUCACUCUCAGUGAUGGGUACAGUGACCCUUAUCUCUAUGGAAACAUGUCACAAUUUUCUGACAUGCAUCAGAACAAUAUCUCAAGCCAAGAAAAUAUGACAACGUCAAAUGACAACGAUACUUUUACAAACGAAACAUCUACUACGCAAGAGACAAAUACACAUGAAAGUAAAACUUUGUUUCCUGGAAAGGUGCAGGAUCAAAGUAAACACAAUAUUCCAUAUCACACAAGUAAUGGUGACGAUCUAGUUCGGACGUUGAUGUUAGAACGGAAGAAGAUACACUUGCAGCAUCAUUUGCAAUUAGUACCAAUGGAGGACAAACCUUUGGAUGCAAUGAUGAUAAAGAACCAACGAUAUAUAAUAAGUGUCUUGAUACCAAUAGGUGUAGGUAUGAUAGGUGCAGCUAUGAUUGUGUGCACUGUAUUGACCCUGCGGAAGGUUGCUAGGAAACGAGCUGUUACCUCCCCACUGGAUGAUGGCGCCGAAGUGGAAAGGCCUAAUACACCAUGUAUUUCUAGCAUUAGUACCGAGACGACAGACAAAGUGUUUCUAUUACUUGGAGACGACGAUAUUUGAAAACUAAAUUGUUUGAUUGGAUCAUAGCCUGGUGCAUAUGUGAAUGGACACAAGUACAUCUUGACGACUUUACAUUGCGUACGGAAACAGUUGUCGGUCUUUUAAUAGUUGGACGAUAUUGCAUAUAUUGCUUUUCAAUGCAUGAUUAUUGCAAUAAUGCAGUAUUUAUAUUUUUGAUACCCAACAGUUGUUUAAAGACAGUGUGGAAUAGUUUAUCGUUAUACAGACUUCAUAUUAUCAGCUAAGACUAAAAGUGUUAAGAGUCGUGUUUUUACAAACACACAAGACUGCAAUGCAUUUCGCUGUUACAUUUCAUUGAUACUGUUCAAUAAAUACCGUGUUUGUUUUA
This is a messenger RNA of Mercenaria mercenaria, 1510 nucleotides long. RefSeq lists its product as uncharacterized. The transcript has 5 exons. NCBI's taxonomy places the organism in Eukaryota, Metazoa, Mollusca, Bivalvia, Venerida, Veneridae. Bases 295 to 1161 code for a protein of 288 amino acids. The record is from RefSeq and is a predicted model, not a curated record.